Messenger RNA from Nyctereutes procyonoides (raccoon dog), 1117 nucleotides. RefSeq names its product chromosome unknown C12orf75 homolog (gene CUNH12orf75). The transcript has a single exon. Bases 1 to 192 code for a protein of 63 amino acids. The record is from RefSeq and is a predicted model, not a curated record. NCBI's taxonomy places the organism in Eukaryota, Metazoa, Chordata, Mammalia, Carnivora, Canidae.
AUGGGCUGCGGUAACUCUACGGCCACCAGCGCGGGGACCGGCCGAGGCCCUGCAGGAGCAGCUAAAGAUGCAACAGAAGAAUCGAUAACGGAAGAUGACAAGAGGAGAAACUAUGGAGGGGUAUAUGUAGGUCUGCCAUCUGAAGCUGUCAAUAUGAUAUCUAAUCAAACAAAGACUGUACGCAAAAAUUAGAAGAAAAUAUCAUGACUCAAUAAUCAAGAGCUUGCUCAUUGAGAUUUGGAAGGAAUUGCAUUCCACGGGACAUCAUAAUGUGUACAGAAAUUUCCAAGGAAAUUCUAAAUAGUCGCCUGCUCCGCCUCCCCUCUCCACCCAAAUUCUUAAGUCUGUAAUUGAAACCAUGGGUACAUGUUGAAUGUUGUACUAGAAAGGAAUCAGGUCAACAAUACACGGGUAUAUGGAACUUUCUGGGGUCCUUCUGUGAAAGACAAGCUGACAAACUGCUGGUAUCUGGAGCUAGCCUGCUGUGUCUGGCAGGACUUGUUCCCUGGCCAUUCAGCACAGCUCAUGAAGAUCAUGUCUUUUCACUGAUAAUUUUUUGAUAGUUUUUAUAUAACAAAAUCCUUAUUCUAUUUAUAACUUCAGAUAAGAAGGCACUAUAAAUGAAUCCCUAACGUAAUAUAUUUGUGGGUUACCUUUCACUAUUUUUAUGUCACAUUAAUUUUUAGCUGUAAAACGGUUAAAUUGUUUCUUAACGGUUCUCUCUUGACUGUUUUUUAUGUUUUGGUUUUCAGCUUUGUGUAAGUGUCAGAGGAUUUCUUCUGUUAGGAACAAUGUAUGACAUUGCAAUGUUGAAAAAUAAGCCACCAAAAUUCGCAUGCCUUAUGCAUGUUUUGAUUGAUUUUCUAUUUUCUUUAGUCAAAGGCUGAUGUCACCAUGAAUCCUUUGCAGUCAUUGAUUCUCCCAUUCUCCUUUGUGUGAUCAUAGCAUCUCAUCAAGUUAAUCCUAUAGUAUUUUCAAGGACUUAUGAUUGAUGUUAGUGGUGUAUUUGGAAAGUUCUUAAUUUGAGGAUGACCAUGUGUAGCCACUUAGUACUACAAUGUAGAUUACUCAAUUUACCAAUAUAUUUCAACAUUAAAAAAUUUUUAUCCCUCUUUAA